AGCCAGUACAAAGCGCGAUCCCGCCCCUCAAUCAUCCCCAACUCUGCCCUGGCGCUCGCUUCCCGAGCCAAGCCCGGGCAGCUCAACAGAGCGCAGGAGGAGAAGCAGCUGUUCGCAACAGCUGGGGGGCGGCGGUGUCUGCUCCAGGUGGGGACCCGUCCAAUCGCAGGCUCCCGGCCCGCCCCCCUCCCCAGCCGGGCUCCGACCCCCCGGCAUGGGAGGGGAGGGAAAGAAAGAUAGUGGAGAGUUACUCAACACCCAGGACCAUCCUCCGCUCUUAGGGCCUGGAGAAGGCAACCGGGAGAAGGGAAUCCGCGGCGUGCCAUCGGUCCCGGAACACCUCUCCCACAGCAGCUGCUGCAGCCUCCUGAGUGACCGCCAGCUCUUCCUGUUCUUCCGACACUCAGUAGGGUCACCCUAGGAGAAGAUCAAAGGCCCCACCCAGGAGAUCUCUUUUAGAUAAACAAUCUACCUUCAAAAGCACCCCCUUCUUCCCACCCUGUUGCCUGUGGAGGGGUACCUCGCUUCUCCUUUCGGGCCCCCUGCCGGGUGAGUGGAAAUUGAUUGUAUUUGAAAAAAAUAUAUCUAUAUGUAUUCGUAUGCAUAGAUGUAUGUCCAUAUCGUCUACUAAAAAGAACUGAGAAGCGAGGAAAAGAGGAGAGUUUGGACUGUAACCGGCAGCGGGGAGCGGGAGAGGAGCGUGGAGCAAGGCUACAGACUGCGGUUGCUUACGACUUUGGAAACCCCACGACCCUCACCCCGGUGUUGUGAUCUCCCAGUGGCUGCCCUGACGCCCACCAUCCUCGACAUACACGCGCGCACGCACACACUCACACUUACACACUCACAUUCGUACACAUACAUACACGCGCACGCUGCCCAGUUCUCCUCCCCCCUCCCCACUGGGCUUGCCUUUGGCUUCGGCUGGACUCGAGAGGGUGAGGGAAACGAAGGGGCGGAGGGGGAGGCGCAGCAGCAGCAGCCACAGCCGCAGCAGCAGCAGCAACCGCCGCCGCCGCUGCCGGAGCCGAAGCCGGAGCCGGAGCCGGAGCCCAAGCCGCGGGGAGAGCGGGAAGAUGCACACCACCCAGAAAGACACCACAUACACCAAAAUCUUCGUCGGGGGGCUUCCGUACCACACCACCGACUCCAGCUUGCGCAAGUACUUCGAGGUCUUCGGGGAGAUCGAAGAGGCGGUGGUCAUCACAGACCGGCAGACGGGGAAAUCCCGGGGCUAUGGAUUUGUCACCAUGGCUGACAGAGCUGCUGCUGAAAGGGCCUGUAAGGAUCCCAACCCUAUCAUUGAUGGUAGAAAAGCCAACGUGAAUCUGGCAUACUUGGGGGCAAAACCCAGGAUCAUGCAACCAGGUUUUGCCUUUGGUGUUCAACAACUUCACCCUGCUCUUAUUCAAAGACCUUUUGGGAUACCUGCCCAUUAUGUUUAUCCACAGGCUUUUGUGCAGCCUGGAGUUGUAAUUCCACAUGUCCAACCUACAGCAGCUGCUGCCUCCACCACACCUUACAUUGAUUACACUGGAGCUGCAUAUGCACAAUACUCAGCAGCCGCAGCAGCUGCAGCAGCAGCAGCCUAUGACCAGUACCCAUAUGCAGCAUCUCCAGCUGCUGCGGGAUAUGUCACUGCUGGGGGCUAUGGCUAUGCAGUCCAGCAGCCAAUCACCGCGGCAGCACCUGGGACAGCUGCUGCAGCAGCAGCAGCAGCGGCAGCGGCAGCAGCAUUUGGCCAGUAUCAGCCGCAGCAGCUGCAAACAGACAGAAUGCAAUAAUGAGUGACCAGCCAUCUGAAGAGAGUUGAAUUUCUUUCUCUAUUUUCCCCCAGCCUUCCAGUUUUAAGUAGAUAAUAAGGUGGUUAACACUAACUAAGCAGCUUUAAGAAAAGUUAUGCUACUGCAAAUCAGGAGAUUUUUAUUCCACUGUCUUUGUACUAGAAUCAUGUUGCUAUGGGAAAAAGGGGUGAGGGCCAGGGGAGUGGGAGGAAUUAGUUUCAGGAGUCAAUCCAGGAGACACUGAAUAAACAAUGCACUGCCAUGAAAAGACUAUAGGAGUAACAAUAGAACUUCAUUUCACAAAAUAAAAUAAAGGGGUUUUGUUGGGGUUUUUUUUAAUAGUAUCAGGGAAGCAAACUGCCUUUUUCAAAUGAGAAAAUGUUAUUUUGAAAAAGUUAAACCAGGGAAAAGAAAUCAGAGUGAGCAAUAUGUAGCUUAUAUAACAUUUAAAACAUUUUUAAAAAUAAUUAAAGCACUGACUGUCAUUUCUAGCUUUCACUAUGGCCUAUAGAACUUGUUCAAGUAAGAAAGUGAUUUUCUUGCUGUCUCAUAAUGGGCAUCGAACAAUCCUGAGGAGCAUGGCCGCUUGGUAAAAUGGUGGACAGGCACCAAAGCUAUUUUCUCAUCUGUCCUCUGGAUGAGUAGAACUAUGGAGCAAGUGAUGUGGAAUUAAUGGGUGCAACAGCUGUACAGACAAUCAAUAACACAGACAGUUCUGGAAAGAACACAUCACUUGUGCUUGUUUGAUGAGCUUGUCACAUUCUAAUCCCUCUCCCCAUCCUGUUUCAAUUUUGGGAAACUUUUAACUGCUGGUGUCAGCUAUUCUGAUUCUGAAAUAGGAUCAGCCCUUUACUACAACAGCCUUCUCUUUCUAUUUAUUACGUUGACUUGUGGCUUGUGAAUAAAGGCAGAAAGAAGUUUGCAGAAUUUGAACCUUUGAGAACUGUCUUAAGGAAAUUUAUUUUUUUCCUUUUUGAAAUGAUUUCUAUGACUUUAGUAUCUAUUACAGAGUCCUAUUUAAAACUAUUUAUUAGGGAACCCAGUAAGUAAGACAACAAGGUUCCUGAGACUACAGUUCUUCAAGGGUUAAUGAUAUGUGGUUUAUACUGUGCCUUAAUUGUAAUGCUAUUUAAAAAUAUUUAUUUUGAAGUUUUACGAUGCUGCACUCUAAAGAAAGGAACUUUAGAUGUGACACUGUAAAAUUAUGUAUUCAUCUCAUGGCAUAAAUUAUUUAGUAGGUUUAGAUGUAGCAUAUUAAAUAUUAACCUAUUCAGCUAAAGAUGUUGACUUAGAUUUAUUUAAAUUCAGUAUGUGCACUGUAUGAGAGGGUACUCCUACAUUAACAGAGUUUAGGUUUUAUACAGAAUGUGUUGCUAGUUUCAUACUGCUUCCUCUUCAGUAUUUUGCUCAUGUAGAUCUACUUUCCUGGCAAUUCAUUAGUCUGAUUUCCCCACUAUUUUUUAUGUAGUUUAAAAUGCUGCUUUACAUUUUUCUCGUGAAACUACAAUACUUGCAAUUUUUAUUCUUAACCUAAAUCGAAUAUUUUACACUGUAUUGGACUUUUUAUACUUGAACAAUUUCAUACAAGGGAAGACAGGAUAGCAUUUUUAUGGACUUUAUCCAUUUUCACUGGAUUUAUUUUAAGUAUUCAAAAUACUAGCCAGUGUUAUGUAAUGUAGACAUGACUCUCCUGUGCAUAUUAUUUAUUCAGUAUGUAUAUUGCUUUAUAACAUUUCAGAUCUUCUAAACUAUUCACUUGUGUUAUAUAUAAUUUUUAAAAUCUACUGUUGCAUUGUCUAUAAUUAUGCAAUAAAAGUGAAGAAUGUCUCCUUUUAA
Messenger RNA from Trichosurus vulpecula (common brushtail), 3620 nucleotides. It is a transcript of the gene RBM24, whose product is annotated as RNA binding motif protein 24. Bases 1077 to 1784 code for a protein of 235 amino acids. The transcript is spliced from 4 exons. The record is from RefSeq and is a predicted model, not a curated record. Gene Ontology annotation, cellular component: cytosol. NCBI's taxonomy places the organism in Eukaryota, Metazoa, Chordata, Mammalia, Diprotodontia, Phalangeridae. Gene Ontology annotation, molecular function: mRNA 3'-UTR binding.